GCGUCGGCGUACGAGGAGGGUCAGCAGGGCACCAGCAGCGGCGACGUGGCCAGCCCCUGCAGCAACGGCAGCACCAGCACCAGCAUCAGCGCGAGUGUGUUGAGCGUGGCCGGCACCGCCCCUGGCGACGAGAUAUAUGCGCUGCUGCUGGAUGGGCAGGACAGCAGCAGCAGCGCUGGCGUUAUCUCUGCCGCUGGUGACAUCAUUGCCGCGGCAGUGGCGCACGGCCUGGCAGCAAAGGACGGCGGCCGCGACUUUGUGGCCGGCCUGGUGGGACGCCACAGCAGCGGCAGCGACGAUGACGUGAUUGGCGCCAGCCAGUGUGCCAGCGCAAUUCCAGGAGACAAGGAGAGCCGGGUCAGCGACGGCAGCGGUGGCAACAGCCGCUUCAUCAAAGCGGCAGAUUUCCAGCUGCGCGGCGACGCCGCCGUUCUUUCUGCAUGCCUCGCCCGCCGUGCGAAGGCUGCGGCGGCCGUGGCAGCUGCAGCUGCCAACAGGUCAGCCCCAAUGAAGACGUUUGGCCGCGACACGGCAGCGGGGUAUCGCAGAAGUGACGCUGUGGUGGGCUGCGGCGGGGCGGAUGCCGGGGCGCUUGUCGCUGCUGUGCGCGACGAGGCCUCGGUGGCGGGCGAGGUGGCCCUGGUGAGCGGCGUGCGCCCUGCGCCUGCUUGCGGCUGCUUGCCUAUCCUGGGGCUGCGCGGCCGCGGCGGCAGGGCGGACGGCCAGGGGGGUGCGGAUACGGACAAGAGCAGCAAGGGAGAGAGUGGUAGCUGCGGCAGCGGCGGCGGCGGCAGCGGCGAGCAGGCCCUGCGGAGCGGCAAGCCCUGGAUCCACGGGGUGCUGGGGGAAGUGAAAGGUGGUAUGAGGCAGGGGGUGCCGCGCCUGAGGCGCAGCCUGAAGGCCGGCCUGAGGGGCACAAAGCAGGCGCUGCUGCAGGCGGGGGACUCCGCAGUCAAGGGCCUGGAAUCGGCAGCUCCGUCUGGCGAAGACGGCAGGGGUUGUGCGCCGGGUUGGGCGCAUAUUGGCGUUCGUUGCAUGGGGGGCCUGGUUCCGCGCCCCAUGCAGUUCUGA
Monoraphidium neglectum is the source of this 1071-nucleotide messenger RNA. RefSeq lists its product as hypothetical. The annotation marks the transcript as partial. The transcript has a single exon. The record is from RefSeq and is a predicted model, not a curated record. Lineage: Eukaryota; Viridiplantae; Chlorophyta; Chlorophyceae; Sphaeropleales; Selenastraceae.